AUGAUUCGCGUCCAUCAGAGUCUCGCGGAAAGGAGCCGCGCCGCAGCCUCAGGCUUCGUCUUGCAUUGUGACGGCAAGGUCCCAACAUGCAACAAUUGCCGAAAAGCUGCGGUGGACUGUGUUGAGGGGGAGAGUGUCCGCCUCGGAGAUAUCCCGCGAGCACAGAUCAAGAGCUUACGACAUCGGGUGCAAUGGCUCGAGUCCAUCAUCAAAGUCCGUUGUCCAGACGUGGACCUAACACAGGGCGACGAUUUUGAGGCCGGUCAUGAUAUGACCGAGGCGACCCCUGGUGCAUCAGUAGAGGCGUCACGGCCUGAGUCUGAACCUGCUCAUGGGGUAGAUGCGAACCCUCGGAUCCUAGGCAGGGUGCAGGAUGGGCUAUCCCACGAGAUUGGUCUCGUGGCGCUCAAAGCCUCGCAGCACCCGCGCUAUCUGGGACCUUCGAGCGGCCACUUCCUGGCACGUGUGAUGUUGGCCACCAGCCGCCCUGACGAAGCAGGUUGGCGUUCCAAAUUUGGAGCCGGGACAAGCCAUACGGAAAAGUCGAUGCCUGUGGAACUGGUCGAGGCGCUCCAGGGGCCGCUACCAUUCCCACCGGCUGCGCAGGCGAGGCUCCUGUGUGACCAGUACUUUGAAAUUGUGCAUCCCCAGUUUCCGAUGCUGCAUGCGGCGACAUUCAAGGAAAGGCUGCCCCGUGUACUGGAGAACCCUGACAUGGACGACCAAGAUACCUUUCAGGUCUAUAUGGUCCUGGCGCUGGGCGCCAUGGUUGCCUCACACCAGCGCCGCGUGCAUCUACCCGCGGAAUCAUACUGCUUGUCGGCGCUACGGCGACUGGAGCGCAUCCACACGGAAAAGUCCAUCAAGGGACUGCAGUGUCUCCUGCUGCUGUUCGUGUUCACGAUACACAGCUCGAGCAUGAAACUCAGCGUGUGGCACCUCAAUUAUCAGUGCAUUGCGGCCGUCAUCGAUCUUGGUCUGCAGAGGAACAUCACGGCUGUCGCAAACUCGGACAUAACGGUGCUGGAGCAGGAGAUGCGGACCCGCAUACUCUGGGUCGUGUUGAUGCUGGACAGGAGGGUCGCGACAAUGAUGGGGAGACCCAUCGGUUUGAGGGACGAAGCGUGUGAUCUACGGCUUCCUCAAACUUUGAGCGAUGACUUUACUUUGUCUGGAGGCGAGUUGUCUGGACAGACAACGUCCUCCACGACAGCCUUCUCGCUCCAUCUCUUCAGACUCACCAAGCUCAACUCGGAGAUCAAGUACGUUGCCAUGAGUAUCCGCCGCGAUCCACCAUACUACGCGUUUCCACACGCCGCCGACCUGCAAGAGUGGCAGCGAAACACUUUCCGGAAACUCAACCAAUGGUUAGCGGACCUGCCACCGCAGAACUCUAACAAUUUGCAUAUCCACACCAUCUGCCAGAUUCAGGGCCAGAGCCUGAAGAUGGUGCUUCUUCGACCGAGUCCGGCGAUACCUGAUCCAUCCAAGGACGCACUGUGCCAAUGUCACGAAGCAGCGGCGACAAACCUGCGCCUUUUUGGGAAUUUGUACAUGGACAAUCUUCUGGUGCACGGCUGGGAGACAUUCUACCACCUCGUUCUCAGCUGCAUCACGCGGAUCUACUGUAUCAAGGUCGUGCCGGAGCUGGCGAGCGAGAUGGACCCCCCGACCUUGCUCGCGGACAUGGGGGACUGUCUGGGCAUUCUCAGCGCCACGGGCGAGCACUGGCCCGGGGCCAAGCGAUGCCGUGACAUCCUGCACGAUCUUGUCCGCUCGCUGGUACAGUGGCUGAGCGAUGUCAACAGGACAGCGGGAACGCGGGCGCCAGACACAGCAGAGCCCCGGCAAGAACAGGCGUCGAGGAGUCUACCUGCGGACACGGCAUGGGACGGGUCGCAGCUCAUGCAGCAGAUGGAGAAUGGCGGCGACAUGGCCACAGCUGACGCGCCUCUGCCGUUCUCUGGACGGGGCACGUUUGAUGGGUGGGCAGGUGUGGGAUUUGGCGACUUUAUGCCCGAUUCGCAGGCCAUGGACAUCCAAACCGCAAGGCUGGCCAAGCAGGGCGCCGUCGUUUUUGGCGGGAACCGCACAAUCACCCCGGCCACCGAGACGAGGGAGAUAAGCGAGGCAGAUGGGAGCAUUUGCAAGGUCGUCGCCAUGGGCGCCACGUCCAGCAUCGCUGGGGCUUGA
Molecule: messenger RNA, 2193 nt
Organism: Emericellopsis cladophorae
Lineage: Eukaryota; Fungi; Ascomycota; Sordariomycetes; Hypocreales; Bionectriaceae
Product: Positive regulator of purine utilization
Exons: 5
Coding region: 1-2193 (730 amino acids)
Biological process (GO): positive regulation of transcription by RNA polymerase II; DNA-templated transcription
Molecular function (GO): zinc ion binding; DNA-binding transcription factor activity, RNA polymerase II-specific; sequence-specific DNA binding
Source: RefSeq, a predicted model, not a curated record